GAAUGGCAGCCAGCAAACGACCUCUAGUUUAGCGACUUAACAUUAACUUAGCGACUAUUAGCUCACUCUCAUUACACUGCGGUGGCAUUGGUGAGCUGCUGGAUGACAGAACAAACAUAACGUUUAGAUUAAAGAUGUUGAGGUUAGCAUCUGGAAGACGCAUAUUUUAUGAGGUUUCAGUGUGGAGAUGUGUCCAGCAGAUAAACACUCUGGCAAACUACUCAACCAGAGCUCAGCGGCUGUUUCCCUGCCGGACCUCCUCAGGGUUUGUCCCAUCACCAGCUUCCACCACCAGGCUGCUGAGCAUCAGGCCUGUGAGCUGGAUGUCCUCCCGUCUCUGCCAAGGGGAUUCACGAAGGGGCUCCUCAGAGGGAGGGAGCACCAAGGAGGGCCAAAGCUUAGGGGCCCUUGUUCAGGCUCCCAAACCAGCCCUGUACCUCGGUAUCUCCGGGCUCAUCCCCUUCCUGUCUGCCCCUCUCGUGAUGGCUGCCUCUCAGUGCUUCUACCCUGAGGUGGCAUACGCUCAAGUCGUCUACGGAGCCUGUAUUGUUUCUUUCCUCGGAGGCGCCCGCUGGGGGUUUGCCAUCCCUGCCGGUAGUCCUGCUCAGCCAGACUGGAUGAACUUGGGUAACAGCGUGGUGCCUUCACUCCUGGCCUGGCUGGCGCUACUCUGCAGGGACAAUAUUACAGAGGGAGCCCUGGUCGUCAUCAUGGGACUGGGUCUGUCACUGCAUUACGACCUGACCCUGCUUCCGGGGUACCCCGCCUGGUUCAAAGCCAUGCGAACCGUCCUUACUCUGGUCGCCACAUUCUCGCUGGUGGCUACACUGACAAUUAAAAAAUUCUUUACGGAGAAGAAGUUGAAAGAUAUUAAGGACUGAUUUAAGAGACAAUUUUGUACUUUAAGCAGUAUUCACUGAAUAAAAAUGUCAAA
Messenger RNA from Limanda limanda (common dab), 934 nucleotides. Its product is annotated as transmembrane protein 69-like. The record is from RefSeq and is a predicted model, not a curated record. NCBI's taxonomy places the organism in Eukaryota, Metazoa, Chordata, Actinopteri, Pleuronectiformes, Pleuronectidae. The coding region runs from base 135 to 881 and encodes 248 amino acids. The transcript has 3 exons.